AUGUCAAUAUCAGCUUGUCGAGGGUCAUGUUUUUCCCUCACCAAGCGAUCGCUAGUGGCGCUCAUGGCAAUGCUUCUCGUUGGGGCUGUUAUGGGUGCUGAUGUUUUUGAUACCCCCUCGGGUCGGCCGGCGUCGCUGGUGGGAGGUCAGGUUGACGGUACCAAGUGUGAGGUUGAGGCAGUUCAGCGGGCCAACUCGGCACAGCUCCAUUCCAUACUCGAGGAGUUGGCUAACACUACGUACUUCCGUUUGGUCCGGGUAGCUAUGGAUGAAGACUGCGCCUUCACUUGGGGAGACGCCAACAAAGACGAAGUUAUGUGUGGGUCGACCCCUCCGGGUGGCGCUGGAGCUGCUUUCGGGUUUGACACCUCGUUGAGCCCUGCAGCUUCUGGUGGUCCUUCACUGUGUAGUAUUGAACCCAGCGGCAAUGAGGUUAACCCCUUUAUCAGUGAAUCUGAGUCCAAUGUGAUCGAGGACGAAUUCGAGGACGACUUGGAUGACCUAGAUGAUGACGAGAGUAUCAAGCCGGACUUCUGGUUCGAUAUUUGUCGUCCCCCUAGGGCCAGCGACAAGCUUGACUACGUUAACUUACUGCUGAACCCCGAGCACAAUACUGGUUAUAAUGGUUCUCACAUAUGGGAGGCCAUUGAUGCCGAGAACUGUGUGAGCAUAGGUCGGGGCUUAGGCACUGAUGGCUACUGUUAUGAGGAGCGUGUACUGCAACGACUGCUCUCGGGCAUGCACGAGGCGGUCACUAUACAGGUCUUGGCCAACUACUAUCCACCCAAAAAGGGGGAAGUUGCGUGGAAGCCGAAUAAUGAGAAGUUUAUGGCUACAGUGGGCAAGCAUCCAGAGUGGCUGAAGAACCUCAACUUUGCUUAUUUGGUCACCUUGAGGGCCCUGCACAAGGCCAAACCUGUCCUCUACAACUGGGAGUACUCCACUGGUGAACCGGUCGAUGACGAGAAUACUCAAAUGCUGAUGAAACAUCUGCUGGACGCCUCUGAGAUGAAGCUCUGCACGCCUGUUUUCCAAGGCUUCGAUGAGGACAGUCUCUUCCCAGUGGACAGGGCGGAUAGACGCCAGCUAGCGGAGCAGUUCAAGUCGGUCUUCCAGAAUAUCACUGCUUUGACCAACUGUGUCCGAUGCCGUCGUUGUCGCCUACACUCGAAGGUCACUCUGCUGGGCUUGGGUACAGCCUUGAAGGUCCUGCUCACCCCGGACGUGUCUCUGCUGCCCUCGGCCCUCUCUCGAGAUGAAGUCGUCGCUCUGGUGAACACUGUGCAUAAGUUUUCCCAUGGCCUGAUGGAGGUGGGUCGACUCACAAACCUGUACCUCGAGGACCAGAGAAAGCUGGUGACACGCGUGUCACGGCCAGCGGCGGCUUUCAGCAAUUCUGGCGCUUCUGUGAUGGAACUUGCUUUGUCGCACGUCGCUGAGCUCCACCUCAACCAACGUGACGAAGACCUGCUCGUGGACGCUAUUGUCGAUGAGGAUAAAGCAGUGCUAUCACUAGCGGCCACCUUCCCCGCUGAGGCCUUCUGUCGUCAUGCCCUGAGGUACAUCAGGUCCAAGGUCACUACUGGAAAGACCACGAGUCGGAAAUACGACGUUGUUGUUGUGGGUGGUGGCCUUGCUGGUAUGAGCGCUGCUAUAGCCUCGGCCGAUCGUGGUGCUCGAGUUUUACUCCUGGACAAGUCCAAGCACUUGGGUGGCAAUAGUGCUAAGGCCUCGAGCGGGAUCAAUGUGAGGAUGGAUACCACGGAGGAGUGCUAUGAGGCCUUCCUCAACGAUACGCUGCAGAGUUGUGAGAGUGGCCUUGGCCCAUGUGGUCAUCCAGAGCUUGCCAACGUAUUGGUAAAUGACUCGCUGGACACGGUGAAGUGGGUCCAGGAGCGGUUUGGCGUUCCUCUGUCGACCCCAGUAAGACUGGGAGGUCACUCUAGGGCACGGACGGUGCGGCCCCAAGGGGGCAUCAUUGGCGCGGAGUUGACAGCUGCUGGUUCGAAAGUUGCCCAUAGCCUGUCGAACAUAGUUGUCGUUAACAGUGCUCAGCUUACUGGUCUUAUAGUAGACCGUAGGGUCGUUAGAGGCGUCACGUACACCGUCGGGAUCAACGAGGAAGAGGUAGAGUCCCUCGGUGACUCUGUUGUUUUGGCAACUGGUGGUUUUGGUUUUGAUGUGUCUGCCGACUCCCUGAUGGCCCAGUAUAGGCCGGACCUGUUGGACUUCCCUACGACUCUUGGUCCUCACACUACAGGCGAUGGCAUCAAGAUAGCUGUACGGGACGCUGGUGUUGGUCUCAGGGACAUGGAGCAGGUCCAACUGCACCCUACAGGGUUCAUCGAUCCCAAGCACCCCGAUGCCAGGACCAAGGUGCUCGCAGCUGAGAUCCUCAGAGGUGUCGGUGGAGUCCUGCUGGACCAACAUGGUCAGCGUUUUUGUGAUGAGCUCGGCACACGGAAGUAUGUUACGGCGAAGAUGCUGGAGAGGGCGGCUGAGACGGGCGGCUCAGCGAGGGCCUUCAGCCUCCUAAUACCGUAUGAUGCGGUCCAUGGGCCGGCGGAGCGACACAUUACGAUGUACAAAUCUCGAGGCCUGUUGCGGGAAGUGGACUUUCGUGGCGCGGUGAAGUUUGUAGGUGGUGACUCUUGGAAGGACUCUGUGCAGGCCCCCUCGAAUGGUCGUCAUUACUUUGUCGGAAAGGUCACACCUGUUAUCCACUACACCAUGGGGGGCAUCAGCAUCGACACCAAUGGGCAUGUCCUUGACACCAACGGUGCCGUCAUUAAUGGUCUUUGGGCCGCUGGGGAGGUGUCUGGUGGCGUACAUGGACGUAAUCGUCUAGGUGGAAACUCUCUGCUGGAAUGUGCCGUCUUUGGCAAGAGGAUUGGUGACCGUGUGCCCAUUGAGGGUGAACCUUUUACUACGACCAACCCCCGACCACAACAGUUGGAUGGCCGACAAGCGUCUCUAGGGACCAUCACUUCACUAGAGCUCGCUGAACACGGCUCUCCGAGUGAUUGCUGGAUUUCCUUGUACGGUUUGGUCUAUGACUUUAGCGACUACUCUAGUGAGCAUCCUGGUGGGCCUCCUGCUAUAGAGGAUAGUUGUGGUAGAGACGCCACUGAGACCUUUCGGCAGGUCCACACGGCCAGCUUGGUUCAGGACAUGGGUUUUGAGCCUAUUGGAAAGCUCGAGGAACAUUCUGCCGAGUCUAGUGGUAAACACUCUGGCCGUGCUGAUGAUGAACUGUGA
Molecule: messenger RNA, 3258 nt
Organism: Perkinsus marinus ATCC 50983
Lineage: Eukaryota; Perkinsozoa; Perkinsida; Perkinsidae
Product: succinate dehydrogenase, putative
Exons: 1
Coding region: 1-3258 (1085 amino acids)
Biological process (GO): protein folding in endoplasmic reticulum
Cellular component (GO): endoplasmic reticulum
Molecular function (GO): thiol oxidase activity; FAD binding; protein-disulfide reductase activity
Source: RefSeq, a predicted model, not a curated record